AUGGCACCCACACUCUUUGCCAUCUAUUUUUCAGUUGUUAUGAGAGAUGCCUUGAAGUACUGUCAUGAUCAGAUACAACUUAAUGUUCGUACUGAUAAGGGCGUUUUCGAUAUUUCAAGGUUCAGGGCAAAAUCUAAACUGACUAAGAUCUCCAUCCUCGAAAUACUCUACGCUGACGAUGUGUGUCUUAUGUCUGACAAUCUGACAUAUUUGCAAAAAUACGUCGAUGCACUUCAUCAAUCCUGCCAAAGGUUUGGUUUAGUCAUAAGCAUCGCUAAGACACAAAUCCUCAAGCAACCGUCACGUGGACACGAAUUGGAUAAUGAUACUAUAAAGAUAGAUGGUAAGCCACUAGAGGAAGUAACCCAUUUUAAAUACCUAGGAAGCAAUAUCAGACAUGAUAACACCCUAGCUUCUGAGAUACCACUACGCAUCGCAAACUCCGCUGCAACUUUUGGACGACUGAGUGAUCGUGUUUGGAGAUCCCAUGACAUAAAGCUGCAAACUAAAAUUGACGUGUACAAGGCACUAGUAAUGCCUGUGCUUAUGUACGGCGCAGAAACUUGGUGCCUGUACAAGUCAGAUAUUAAAAAACUCGACACAUUCCAUCUCAGGUGUCUGAGGUCCAUCCUUAGAAUUAAGUGGCAGGAUCGCAUUCCCAACACGGAGGUGCUCCGACGGUCCAAUAUGUAUGGAAUGGAGGCGUUGCUAAUGCAGCGACAACUCAGGUGGUGUGGACACGUCCUUCGAAUGGACAACCACCGUCUACCUAAAGCGGUCUUUUACUCAGAGAUGGCUGAAGGUAAACGGAAGCGAGGAGGACAAUAUCUACGCUACAAGGACGUGUUCAAAAGACAUCUGAAGGCUUGCGGUAUUGACCCUAAUGAUUGGGAGAGGCUUGCUUCAAAUAGGUCAUCUUGGCGCAAAAACAUCUACCAAAAUGUCAAGCUAUUCGAAGCAAAAAGACUCGAGGCUUUAGACGAAAAGCGCCAAUUACAAAAAGAGAGACCUAAGCCUUCGUACACCUACACUCUCAAUGCUGCGGGUCAGUUGUACUGCAGCGCUUGCGACCGAGUCUUCAAAUCAAAGCUCGGUUUAGCCAGUCACAUCAGGGCUCACGCUAGGAGGUGA
Molecule: messenger RNA, 1131 nt
Organism: Helicoverpa armigera (cotton bollworm)
Lineage: Eukaryota; Metazoa; Arthropoda; Insecta; Lepidoptera; Noctuidae
Exons: 1
Coding region: 1-1131 (376 amino acids)
Source: RefSeq, a predicted model, not a curated record